Molecule: messenger RNA, 1772 nt
Organism: Achroia grisella
Lineage: Eukaryota; Metazoa; Arthropoda; Insecta; Lepidoptera; Pyralidae
Product: CXXC-type zinc finger protein 1-like
Exons: 10
Coding region: 160-1650 (496 amino acids)
Biological process (GO): positive regulation of DNA-templated transcription
Cellular component (GO): Set1C/COMPASS complex
Molecular function (GO): zinc ion binding; DNA binding
Source: RefSeq, a predicted model, not a curated record
UCUGUGAUUUUUCACAUUUUCAAUCAUUUUGUUUUUCUCUUAUUAUUCUUCACAUACCGACUAAUUUCUAUUUGUAAAUAUGAAAUAAAACACAUUCGUGCAUAAUUCCUAUUUAUCAACACUGCUAUUGAACAAACAAUUUUAAUCGAUUUAUUUAAAAUGGGUGACAAAAAAUAUAAGCAAAGUAAAGCUGAUAUAGCUAAACAAUUUGACCUGCCAGAGAGGCAAUCAAAGAUUACCACGCUACUGAACCAGGCAGGCCAAGCUUACUGCAUAUGCAGAUCAUCAGACAGUUCACGGUUUAUGAUAGCUUGUGAUGCUUGCGAGGAAUGGUACCAUGGUGACUGCAUCAACAUAUCAGAGAGGGAGGCAAAAUACAUAAAGACCUACUUCUGUGAACGAUGCAGAGAAGAGGACCCCAGUCUCAAGACAAGAUUUAGACCACAGAAAAGAGAAAAUGAAGCAGAUUCAAGCCGAGAUGACAGGAAAAAGAAACGCAAGGAGAAGGACCACUCUGAAAACAAAUCGUCGAAAAGAACCAGCACCAAGGAUGGAUGUGGAGAGUGUGAAGGCUGCCGACAAACACACGACUGUGGACACUGUGACGCUUGCGAAGACAUGUACAAAUAUGGCGGCAGUAAUAAGUUGAGACUGAAGUGCAAACAGCGUACAUGUGCCAAGACCAAGAAAGCUUCUAGACAAUCCAGCACAAGAAUGAAGAAGAAACACCACGAGCGCGAAACAUACGAGCCGGAGGAGUCGAUAUCGCACCUGCAGACGUCGGAGGCGCGGCAGUGCUACGGGCCACAGUGCACCCGCGCUGCCAACUACGGCUCCAAGUAUUGCUCCACGCAGUGCGGCAUGAGGCUCGCUACUGCCAGGAUAUAUCAGGUACUGCCUCAACGUAUCCAAGAGUGGUCGCUGUCGAGUUGCGAGGCGGAGCAGAAGAACCGCAAGGCGCUGGAGGUGGUGCGGUCGGGCAUGGCGCGGGGGCAGGCCGCGCUGCGCGCCCUCGACCGCCGCCACCGCGACCUCGACGCGCUCGUCGCCCGCGCGCGCGGCGCCACCAUCGCGCACGCAGACGACAAGGAAGCCGACGAUGAAACAUCCAUGUACUGCAUAACGUGUGGACACGAGAUCCACUCCCGUACAGCGGUGAAGCACAUGGAGAAGUGUUUCAUGAAGUAUGAGGCACAGGCGUCGUUCGGCAGCCGACACAGGACCCGCAUCGACGGCCAGAGCACCUUCUGUGACUAUUACAACUCUGUUAAUGGAACAUACUGCAAGCGGCUUAGAGUAAUGUGUCCAGAACACUUCAAAGAUCCAAAAGUAAAUGACACAGACGUUUGCGGGUGUCCCUUGGUCCGAAAUGUUUUCGAGCCUACAGGGGAAUUCUGUCGCGCCCCCAAGAAGUCGUGUUUGAAACAUUAUCAAUGGGAGAAGUUGCGUCGCGCCGAGAUUGACAUGGAGCGCGUCAGACAGUGGCUACGUUUGGAAGAGCUUGUGGAACAGGAGAGAAGCAUUCGGCUCGCUAUGGCAUCCAGGGCGGGCGUACUGGGUCUCAUGCUGCACUCCACAUACAACCACGAGGUAAUGGAGCGUAUCACCACAAAAGUGAACGAGAACGGGAAACUGCAGGAUGGCUCGUGAUAGCGGCGCGAGCGGUCGACCUCUCGACCGCACAGCACUAGUUAACGAUCAGAAUUAUAUUCUCAUAAUGUACGAGUAUGUAUAAUAAACUAUGCAGAUGGUAUUAUGUAGUUUGAUAUUAA